Messenger RNA from Myotis lucifugus (little brown bat), 1684 nucleotides. RefSeq names its product POU domain, class 2, transcription factor 1-like. NCBI's taxonomy places the organism in Eukaryota, Metazoa, Chordata, Mammalia, Chiroptera, Vespertilionidae. The record is from RefSeq and is a predicted model, not a curated record. Gene Ontology annotation, molecular function: RNA polymerase II cis-regulatory region sequence-specific DNA binding; DNA-binding transcription factor activity, RNA polymerase II-specific. Gene Ontology annotation, cellular component: nucleus. Gene Ontology annotation, biological process: regulation of transcription by RNA polymerase II.
UCAGCCGAGACAGCAGCAGCAGCAGACUCAAGAAUGAACAACCUGCCAGAAAACAGUAAAUUGCCUGUGGAGAGUGGAGACAGCAGCACAGGCACACAAACGAAUGGUCUGGACUUUCAGAAGCAGCCUGUGCCUGUUGGAGGAGCAAUCUCAACAGCCCAGGCCCAGGCUUUCUUCAGACAUCUCCACCAGGUCCAGCUCGCAGGAACAAGUUUACAGGCUGCUGCUCAGACUUUAAAUGUACAGUCUAAAUCUAAUGAAGAAUCGGGGGAUUCCCAGCAGCCAAGCCAGCCUUCCCAGCAGCCUUCAGUGCAGGCAGCCAUCCCGCAGACCCAGCUCAUGCUGGCUGGAGGGCAGAUAACCGGGCUUACUUUGAUGCUAGCCCAGCAGCAGUUGCUCCUGCAGCAGGCACAGGCACAGCUGUUGGCCGCUGCGGUACAGCAGCACUCCACCAGCCAACCGCACAGUGCUGCCGGGGCCACCAUCUCUGCCUCCACCGCCACACCCAUGACGCAGAUCCCGCUGUCUCAGACCAUACAGAUCAAACAGGAUCUGCAACAACUACAGCAACUUCAGCAGCAGAAUCUCAACCUGCAACAGUUCGUGCUGGUACAUCCAACCACCAACCUGCAGCCAGCACAGUUCAUCAUCGCACAGACGCCCCAGGGCCAGCAGGGUCUCCUGCAAGCGCAAAAUCUUUUAACGCAACUACCUCAGCAAAGCCAAGCCAACCUCCUACAGUCGCAGCCAAGCAUCACCCUCACUUCCCAGCCAGCAAUCCCAACACGCACAAUAGCUGCAACCCCAAUUCAGACACUUCCACAGAACCAGGGAACACCAAAGCGAAUUGACACUCCCAGCUUGGAGGAGCCCAGUGACCUUGAGGAGCUUGAGCAGUUUGCCAAGACCUUCAAACAAAGACGAAUCCAACUUCGAUUUACUCAGGGCAAUGUUGGGCUUGCGAUGGGUAAACUGUAUGGAAAUGACUUCAGCCAAACUACCAUCUCUCGCUUUGAAGCCUUGAAACUCAGCUUUAAGAACAUGUGCAAGUUAAAGCCACUUUUGGAGAAGUGGCUCAGUGAUGCAGAGAACCUCUCGUCAGAUUCAGCGCUCUCCAGCCCAAGUGCCCUCAAUUCUCCAGGGCAGGGAAUCGAGGGCUUGAACCGUAGGAGGAGGAAACGCACCAGCAUAGAGACCAACAUCCGUGUGGCCUUAGAGAAGAGUUUCCUGGAGAAUCAAAAGCCUACCUCAGAAGAGAUCACCAUGAUUGCUGAGCAGCUCAACAUGGAGAGGGAGGUAAUUCGAGUUUGGUUUUGUAACCGCCGCCAGAAGGAAAAAAGGAUCAACCCACCCAGCAGUGGUGGGACCAGCAGCUCGCCUAUCAAAGCAAUUUUCCCCAGCCCGACUUCCCUGGUGGCGACCACGCCAAGCCUUGUGACCAGCAGUGCAGCAACUACCCUCACAGUCAACCCCAUCCUCCCUCUGACCAGCGCUGCAGUAACCAACCUCUCUGUUGCCGAGGUGCCUUACUCAGUCUCAACCCAGGGACCGACCAUGGGCGGUGCUCUCAGCCCAGCUCUGAUGAGCAAUAGUACACUGGCAACCAUUCAAGCUCCAGCGAGGCAGUGACCACUCCUGGGGAGUUGACGGGACCCCUGCCCCGUUUCUCCUGGUGGUUUCGCGA